Lucilia cuprina (Australian sheep blowfly) is the source of this 2432-nucleotide messenger RNA. RefSeq names its product choline/ethanolamine kinase. The coding region runs from base 348 to 1847 and encodes 499 amino acids. Gene Ontology annotation, molecular function: ethanolamine kinase activity; choline kinase activity. The transcript has 7 exons. Gene Ontology annotation, biological process: CDP-choline pathway; phosphatidylethanolamine biosynthetic process. The record is from RefSeq and is a predicted model, not a curated record. NCBI's taxonomy places the organism in Eukaryota, Metazoa, Arthropoda, Insecta, Diptera, Calliphoridae. Gene Ontology annotation, cellular component: cytoplasm.
AAUGAAUAUAAUAUAUUUCAGACUACUAGGGGUUGAAUGAUUUUGUUGGUCGUUUGCAGGGUUGUAUGCUCGUUUAAUGAUUUUUAUUUCUGGCCAAAUUCGUUAUUUGAACACGUAACGUGCUCAAGGAAAGAAAUAUAAAAAAAACUAUUACGACAAAAUAGUGCCUUAUUUUGAGUUUUGUGCGAAUACAUUUUUUAUUUAUUUUUAUAAAUAGAAAAAAAAAACCAAUACGUAAUUGAACUUUGGUCAUAUCAACAAAAAAUAAACGUCAUUUCCAGAAAAAAAAACAUAACUGUGAUAAAAUUUUUAAGCAGAAUCCUUUUGAAAAGUUUUUCCAAAUCAAUAUGAAACAAAGUGUGACUAGAAAAGUGGGUAAAAAACCAAUAUCUCAUGAAAGGGUGUGGCAAUUAUUUGGACCACAAGCCACUUUGGAGGAAAUGCGUCUUGCUGCUUCACGCAUAUGUCGUGAUUACUUAAAUGGACGUUGGAAGGUAGUGCCAGCUGAACAAUUGAUAUUCAAAAGAAUCAGUGGUGGUCUUUCGAAUUUUUUGUAUUAUGUAAGUCUGCCACCACAGCAAGAUAAUGCUAAUGAGUCGGUAGAUUAUCAGGCACCACAAGCAAUGGAAACCUCUUUGGAUCGUGCCACUGCAACUGCUUUACUCACCUCUGUAGAUGAUGAAAAUAGAAAUGAGCCCCAUUACAAUGAAUUGGUGGCAGCAGUGGGCGAUAUGAAUGGCAAUAAACGUAAAAGAUUUGACAGUGCCUCUUCUGGCUGUUCAGCCGCUUUAAGACAAAAUGAACCCGAGGAAGUACUCUUACGUAUAUAUGGUCAAUCGCAUGGCGAAGAUGCUCUCGAGGCUAUGAUUACCGAAUCUGUAGUCUUUGCUUUACUCAGCGAGCGUCAUUUUGGUCCUAAACUUCAUGGUAUAUUCCCCGGAGGUCGUAUUGAACAGUAUAUACCCGCUAGAGCUUUACUUACAACUGAACUCUCCGAUCCCAAGAUUUCGCUUAAGAUAGCCGAAAAAAUGGGUGAAAUUCAUGGUCUUAAUAUACCUAUGUCCAAAGAACCCGACUGGGUUUGGAAUUGUAUGAAUCGUUGGCAACGUCAUUUGCCCGCAAUUUUAAGUCGUAACGAUUGGCAAGAGAAUCAAAAACAUGCCGAAUUUGUACGCAAUUUAAAUUAUGCCGAGGAAACUAAAUGGCUUAAAUCGGUUAUUGAUCAGGGACAAUAUCCUGUUCUAUUUUGUCACAAUGAUUUUCAAGAGGGUAAUAUAUUGUUAAGAAGUAAUAGUUCAUCUGAAGAAACAAAUUUAAACGAUUCUCUUAUGGAUACAAAUAAUGAGGAGGGUGAUGUUUUAAAUAACAAACGCUCCAGAACUGAUCUUAAUACAUCAGCAGAUUCUGCACUUUGUUCACAGGAUUCCGCCGAACCAGAUCUAAUGAUUAUCGAUUUUGAAUAUUGUGCCUAUAACUACAGAGGUUUUGAUUUGGCAAAUCAUUUCCUUGAAUGGACCUUUGACUAUAGUAAUCCCGUGUUUCCUUUCUAUCAUCAUUACAAACAACAAUUUCCUAAUCUCGAACAGAGACAACAAUUUAUAAGAUCCUAUUUGAAGAGAUUAAAUGAAAGUGAAGAUGAUUGGGAACCCACACAAAAGGAAAUCGAUGAUGUUGAUAAUGAAAUUAAAUUAUUUAAAAUGUUCUCGCAUCUCUUCUGGAGUUUGUGGUCGGUGGUAAAUGUGACCUCUAACAUAGAAUUUGGUUAUUGGGACUAUGCUAUUACACGUAUAAAUGAAUAUUUGCAACUCAAAGAGAAUUUCAUUGCUGAAAAUACUUUAAAAGUUUGAAAAACUUCAAUUCAUAUAAAACGCAAAAGGCAGUGCAAGUAUUUUCAUUAAUAAUCGAAUUUUUUUUAGUAUUCGAAAUUCAUACGCAUUUAGACUUGUAAGAAGUAUGUUCGAGACAGGGUCUAUAUACAUAAGGAAACACAUAAAUAUAUUUGGAAAUGUGUUUAUCUUUAAGGUUUUUUUCAUAAAUUAAGACUAUGUCUUUUUGAUUUUUGUCAUUUUAUAGAAUUUAUGCAUAUUUAAGCUAACAAAGAAACAAAAAAAUAUUACUAUUAUGGAAUAGUGCUGUGAUGGUUUAUCAAAUUUCUAAGACUUUAAUUCUCCUCUACCCCCUCUCCCCAUACUUGAUAUUUUUAUUUUUACUAUUAUUAUAAUUAUUAUUAAAAUUGUUAUUUUUAUAAAGCACCAAGUAUUAUUAUGAAUAUGAAUUUGUUUUACUCCUUUUUCAGAGUUUACACUUAAUCAUCCUUACCCUUUUUCUUUCUUGUUUUAUUUUUUUAAAGUGUUCACAUUUUUUUUAAUAAUUUACUUAAUUUAGCUAGUUGAUAUAUUAAAUAAUUAAAUAAACUAUUUUUGUUAAAAAAA